GCAAGUCCCAACCCUAAUUAACCCUCUUUACGAACUAGUAUAAAACCAACACAACCCCAUCUCCACUCUUCCCAUCUCCCAAUCUCUCUCUCUCUACCUGCUCUCUCUUUCUCUCUCUACAAUCAGUAUCCAUUGUGAAUGGUGGAAAUCUCCAGCAAUCGGUUAAUGAUCGCCCCUUUCAACUCAAGGGGGAUCUCUGUUGCCUCUGGUUUCUCCUUCGCUUGCUGCAAGGAAGUCUGGUACUAUCGCUGCCUCGGCCUCGACCCCUAAACGAAACCCUCCCCAAUUUUUUCUCUCAAGAAAAAAAACCCUUGUCCUCUCUCGCUCUCUAGAUAGCUUUCGCAAUUCAAUUUCUUCAGUUUUGUUUAUCUGAAUUUUUUGAUUCGCAAUCAUGAUUCUGAACAAGCAAAAGAAGAACCAAGCUGCCAAGGGCAAUCGGCUCUUGAUCAGCAUUACCGUUAUGGGAAGUGCCGGUCCGAUCCGUUUCGUCGUCAAUGAAGAAGAGGUCGUCGCCGCCGUCAUGGACACCGCGCUCAAAUCGUAUGCUCGCGAGGGACGCCUGCCGGUUCUCGGCUCUGAUUUCAACAAAUUCGUGCUUUAUUGCCCCAAUGCUGGAACAGAAGUUUUGAGUCCAUGGGAGACAAUUGGGUCGCUGGGAUGCCGGAAUUUCAUGCUCUGCAAGAAACCGGAUGUCGACAACGGAAAGGCGGCGCCGGCAGUGAUUGACAGGAAGGGCAGUGGAAGUUGGAAGGCAUGGUUCACUAAGUCUAAGUCUCUCAAUCUCAGAAUUUCCACCCAUUGAGUUCCUUUGAAUUGCAGAAUAUUAUCAUCCUCUGUCCUUUAAUGCAUUAUUCUGUUUAGGAAUGCUUUGGGUUUGAAUUUAUGCUCAAUGAAUAAAUUGUUACCUUUGAGAGGGUAAUUUUCUUGACACAA
Cornus florida is the source of this 933-nucleotide messenger RNA. RefSeq lists its product as uncharacterized. The record is from RefSeq and is a predicted model, not a curated record. The transcript has 2 exons. Lineage: Eukaryota; Viridiplantae; Streptophyta; Magnoliopsida; Cornales; Cornaceae. The coding region runs from base 392 to 802 and encodes 136 amino acids.